Messenger RNA from Helianthus annuus (common sunflower), 1877 nucleotides. Its product is annotated as pre-mRNA-processing factor 19. The transcript is spliced from 18 exons. Bases 144 to 1724 code for a protein of 526 amino acids. The record is from RefSeq and is a predicted model, not a curated record. Lineage: Eukaryota; Viridiplantae; Streptophyta; Magnoliopsida; Asterales; Asteraceae. Gene Ontology annotation, molecular function: protein binding; ubiquitin protein ligase activity. Gene Ontology annotation, cellular component: cytoplasm; Prp19 complex; U2-type catalytic step 1 spliceosome. Gene Ontology annotation, biological process: DNA repair; protein ubiquitination; mRNA splicing, via spliceosome.
GGGUUUCUAUACUCUUAUGUUUUCCACAAGUGAUUGGGUUUGAUUUUUUUUUUCCAGUCGGAAACACAUCCCGAUCCAUUUCAACUUCCCGCUCCUCUUCUCCACCGUUCGACUGUGAAACCCUAGCUCUCUCUCAUUCCACCAUGAUUUGUUCAAUUUCUGGCGAGGUGCCGGAAGAACCUGUUGUUUCUAAGUCAUCCGGACUGCUUUUCGAGAAGCGGUUGAUCGAACGGCACAUACUGGACUAUGGAAAAUGUCCAGUAAGUGGGGAAACUUUAGCGGUGGAUGAUCUUGUUCCAAUAAAAACUGGAAAGGUAGUGAAACCUAGACCGGUGCAGGCUGCAAGUAUUCCCGGGAUGCUUGGAAUGUUCCAGAAUGAAUGGGAUGCUUUGGUGUUAUCUGCUUUUGCAUCAGAGCAACAACUACAUACGACCAGGCAAGAGCUUAGUCACUGUUUAUAUCAGCAUGAUUCAGCAUGCCGUGUAAUCGCAAGAUUAAAGAAAGAACUUGAUGAAGCCAAGACAAUGCUUGCUAAUUUAGAACGGCAAGCACCAAUGGCAGCAUCAACAGCAGUGGCAGCAAGUGCUUCUGCUUUGAGCAACGGGAAAAGAGCUGCUGAGGAUGAUGCGUUGGGUCCCGAUGGUAAGAAGAUCCGGCCCGGAAUAUCAGCCAGUAUAAUUACCGAGUUGACCGAUUGCAAUGCUGCACUUUCACAGCUAAGAAAGAAACGACAGAUUCCUCCGACACUAGCUUCCGUGGAUGCUGUUGAGAGGUAUACACAGCUUAACAGUUAUCCUCUUCACAAAACAAACAAAGCUGGAAUUUUAUCUAUUGAUAUCCAUCAAUCCAAGGAUCUUAUUGCUACUGGUGGAGUUGAUACGAAUGCUGUAGUCUUCAACCGGUCUUCAGGGGAGAUUCUAUCUACACUCAGUGGCCACUCUAAAAAGGUGUCCAGCGUCAAAUUUGUGGCGGAUGGAGAGCUGGUUGUUACUGGAUCGGCUGAUAAAACAGUGCGCGUGUGGCAAGGAUCUGAAAAUGGAAAUUAUGAUUGUAAGCAUGUCUUAAGAGAUCACACAGCUGAGGUGCAAGCUGUGACUGUUCAUGCUACAAAUAACUACUUUGUUACAGCUUCUCUUGACAAUUCAUGGUGCUUUUACGAUUUAUCAUCCAGCUUAUGCCUCGCACAGGUUGAAGACUCAUCUGCAUCUGACGGUUAUACAUCUGCAGCAUUUCAUCCUGACGGUCUCAUUCUCGGAACCGGCACUGCUGGGGCUGUUGUUAAAAUAUGGGACGUCAAGAGUCAGGCAAAUGUUGCAAGAUUUGACGGGCACGUUGGGGCAGUAACUGCAAUAUCUUUUUCAGAGAAUGGUUACUUUCUUGCUACUGCUGCUCAAGACGGUGUUAAGCUGUGGGAUCUUCGCAAAUUAAGAAACUUCCGGACUCUUUCCCUAUAUGACGAGAACACUCCUACUCAGUCUGUGGAAUUUGAUCAUAGUGGAAGUUACCUAGCAAUCGGAGGUUCAGACAUAAGAGUUUAUCAAGUCGCAAGUGUGAAGUCUGAAUGGAACUGUAUUAAAACAUUCCCGGAUUUGUCUGGCACAGGUAAGAUUAACUCGGUAAGAUUUGGUCCCGAUGCAAAAUACAUAGCGGUUGGGUCAAUGGAUCGAAACCUUCGGUUGUUUGGUUUGCCUGGAGAGGAUGGUGCGAUGGAACCAGAGUCUUGAACACAUCCUAUUCUCAUGCUGUUUUGGCUUGUGGAUUAUUUUCUGAGUUAGAAUAACAUGUUUCAACAUCUUAUGUUCAUGAGAUAUUCCUAUUUUAAUUGUGCAAGAAUCGAGUUUAUAGAUAGGCCCAUUUCGGGUGUUUUUUUUUUUAAA